AUGUUUCACUCUUCCAUGUGGCCGUUGCUGGCUCUUUUGCACAGUCAAUCCAUUGCAGGGCGUUAUGUGUCAGAUUCAGAUCCACUGGAAGGCCCUGCGCGGGGCCGGGAGCUGGUGCAAGUGCGGCAGGAAGUCGAGAGAGCCACCCAGACUGCUCGAGCAGAGGUCUCGUUUAUUACAGCUAGCACCUGGUUCGACGUCGAGACCUCGAAGCAACCGCUCAGCUGGCAGCCCUUCCGCUACUUCCCAGCCCUGCCCUUGCGGCAACCCGUUGCGUCCUGUCCAAACAUUGGUCGUCAGUAUCCGGAACUCGUGUCAAGAAACCAGUCAAUUCUCAGCAGAUACGCCAGCAUUGUUUGCGACAACUCGCGCAACAGCAGCUUUUUGACCGAUCCAACUGUGCCCCUGACAGCUGAACUGGCUGACCUGCAGGGCGGCUGCAUCAACAUGAAUCGCUGGCCCUCGCGCAUGCUGGCAGCCAACCAAACGCACUCGGUGGAACUUGGCAGGACCUGUGGGGAGGCUUGCGACCAAGAUGGUUUGAAUUUGAUGCGUGUCAUGGUGGAUGAUGAUGUGCUGGUGAUUACCAGCACAGAGUUGCCUGCUGGGAUGGAAUAUCAACACAUGCUGAUGGAUUUCCUACCUCCCGCCUGGACUGUGGUCAAGAAGCUGAAGAAGGGCACAGCGAAGCUUCUGACCCACAUUCCGCUGCAGCGCGAGAUCAUGGAAUUUCUGGGAGUUCCCAAGGAGAACAUCUUGGAGCUUCCAUUUCCCAAGGAAAAUCGUUUCUUAUUGUGCACACAUCCCAGCAAGACCCUACACCUCUGGCGCACGGGGCGCAGUGAUGGGGAGCCUCUGCCCAUGAGAAAUGAAAUCGGUGGCUUCACAGAUUUUUGGCAUCGGCUUCUGGAUUUUCGUGUGGCGCCGGAAUUGUCGAAUGCCCUUGCAAAAAGUGCCAACUUAGAUCCAUGGCAGGCACUUGCAGCGCGACAAGUGACCUUUCUCCAUCGCUGCGUGGAGAGGCGACGGCUGGUGAAUGAAGAGCAAGCGCUAGCGGUGACCAGCAAGGCGCUUCUCACUGAAUGGUGGGAACCAUUGGGAACCGCAAAAAAAAUACAUGGUGAUUAUUUAUGGGAUGAGGCAGACUUGGUCUGA
Messenger RNA from Cladocopium goreaui, 1155 nucleotides. Lineage: Eukaryota; Dinophyceae; Suessiales; Symbiodiniaceae. The record is from the annotation of a GenBank genome assembly.